AUAAGUCUGCUAAUAUUAUUUGUAAACAUUACGAAUCUCGAGUUAAAAAUAUAUUAAAAUGACGCUAAAUCCAUUAUCAAAUCCAAAAGGUGUUAAGCUGUUAUGUGAACUUUGCCAGAAACCAGCUUUUGUACAAUGUACAAGAUGCAGAGUAACGUAUUACUGUGGAGUGGAGCACCAGCAAGCGGACUGGCUAGGGAUCCAUGAGAAGAUCUGUCAGCUUCUUAUCCCUCUCAGAACCACCCAGGUAUCUUUCCUCUCCUCAGAGGAGCAACGCAGGAAACAGGAAGCCGAGAUGCUCGAGAGAAGGGAACACAUGAUAGAACUGACCAGAACAACGGGCCAGAAGUUACUCUUUGAAGGCAAGCACGAGCAGGCGGUCCCUGCGGCUAUGCAGUCUCUCAGGUUCAGCAUCGAUGUACACGGGCUGGAUAGCAUCGAAUUGGUUCCUUCGUAUCUCAUUCUGGCUGAAGCAAGCAUUGGGCUUCACAAGCUCCAGCAAGCCGAGGAAUACCUUGCCCAAGCUCAGUGGACGGUGGUGAAGACGCCCGAUGCCAGUCAUGCCAUGAAGUCCAAACUCUACCGCAACUGGGGACUGCUCUACGCAGCAGAAGGCAACUACGAAGAAGCGCUCAGGAACCUGGCUGACGAUAUCUUCAAUGCUUCAGAGCAGUACGGCACGGACAACAUCGGAACCUCGGGCGGCUACUUUCACAUGGCCAACGUCUUCUUCCGUCAGAAUCACAUGGACAUUGCAGACUCCCUCUAUGGGCGGGUAACGGACAUCUGGCACACCCAUCUGUUGAGACUGGUGAGGGCGCGCACCCAUCGGGCGGAAACGCCAGCAGGGGUAGGAGCCGUGGCGGUGGAACUGAAGAAAGCUAAACCAGAGUCAUUAGAUGAAGCGCAAGAAGCGGAAGCCAAUCAAGUCUUACAUUCCAUCCAUGACAUCCGAGAGCAAAGCAAUCCUCAAGAUCCGGUUACCAUGGCGCUGGUCUGCCACGCCCUUGGGAUGCUGUACUUCUUACUGGAAGAAUACUCAAGGGCAAGAGACCUCACAGAAAAAUGUCAGGCGCUGAUGGAGUCGUCCGGUGAAGAGGAUUCAGAGCUGAUGGGUCACGUGGCAAACUUCAGUCAGGCCUUGCGUGAAUUACCUAACCAAAAGGAGCAAGGCUUCCUUGCUGGUGGCUACUAAAACAUCUUGACCUAUUCUAUUCCGACCUUGAAAUGAUGUUGGUGGGGUGAUAAAUUCUUGUAACUCCAUUUCUGACAUUUUUGUGACCAAUAAUCUUCAAGCUUGAUGUCUUGAUGUAGUGUACGGUCAUUCCAUAAAGUUGGGGCAAAAAAUAUGACGGUGUCCAUGUAACCUAGGUAUGAGAUCUUCUACUACACAUAGAAGAUGAAAUUUCUGUUGAAGAUUUGUAUGCAAUGAAUAUAUAUAUAUAGUAGUGCCCUGCCAGAAUCGUUCCUGUUUCAAUUGCUUUUCUUCAAAAUCUUUGCUUUAAUACACAUCUCUUCUUACCAGCGUUACAUGGACACCAUAUUCAUAUAAUAUUACAUAAACUUUGGGUCCAUAAUAUUGAUUAACCAUGAAGAUUGAGUACUUCUGAAGAUAGUUGGCUAUGCUUUUUAUGAAAAAAAUCAAUUUGAGCAAACAUUGUUACAGUUGAUAGGAGAUAUAGUUUCUCACUUC
Molecule: messenger RNA, 1693 nt
Organism: Strongylocentrotus purpuratus (purple sea urchin)
Lineage: Eukaryota; Metazoa; Echinodermata; Echinoidea; Camarodonta; Strongylocentrotidae
Product: zinc finger MYND domain-containing protein 12-like
Exons: 7
Coding region: 59-1195 (378 amino acids)
Molecular function (GO): protein binding
Source: RefSeq, a predicted model, not a curated record